AUGGGAUACCUACCCUUUCAGAGCAAAAAGUCCAGUGAGUCGGCCCCCUAUAACUUUCACUCAAUGUUACGCUAUAUUUUGCUCAUUAACUGGAAUCUUACGGACACUUUCUUUCUGAUGGGAGGGUUAUUGUGCUCUUAUGUGUUGUUGACUAAAUUAGACAAAACAAGAGGUGCUUUCGAUUAUAUUAAAUAUGCUUUUUAUAGGGGACGGUAUAUAACAAUAACCAAUUGUUUCGCAAUUGUACCCAAUUUUGUGGCCAUAUUUGAUGUGUCGGCCAAACCUAACCGAUUGUCGGCUAUGGAUGGCAUUCGAGCCAUACUUUGCUUUUGGAUGAUUUUGCAACACGAGUACGACAUGGGAUACCUACCCUUUCAGAGCAAAAAGGCCAGUGAGUCGGCCCCCUAUAACUUUCACUCAAUGUUACGCUAUAUUUUGCUCAUUAACUGGAAUCUUACGGACACUUUCUUUCUGAUGGGAGUAAUGUUGGGCUCAUUCAUAUCCAUAGCGCCUAAAUUAUUAGUAGGAAUUCCACACUUUUUCGAGGCCUACAAAAGCCUAAGUUUCGAUACAAUAACCAGUAGUAUAUCACAUCAUUUAUGGGGCUUUGAAUCUCACGUCCAACUCUAUGUGUUGGGAAUAUUAGUGGGUUUCCUAAUCAAAAGGCACCCAAAUGUGUAUUUGGGAGGAAUUAUAGGCGAAAUCGGGACUACGAGAGAGCGUAUAUUCUACAGCAACUAUUAUGUGUGGACAGUUGUCUUAUUUGACUACAUAACAACCUUCAUAUUAUCCAUAAUCGUGAACGUAUUGGUGACCAAACCAUUCGCCAAUCUCUUGAAUAUGAUAUACAAGAGGGAAAACUGA
Oppiella nova is the source of this 864-nucleotide messenger RNA. The record is from the annotation of a GenBank genome assembly. Lineage: Eukaryota; Metazoa; Arthropoda; Arachnida; Sarcoptiformes; Oppiidae.